Oncorhynchus nerka (sockeye salmon) is the source of this 4134-nucleotide messenger RNA. Its product is annotated as transmembrane protein 275-like. Lineage: Eukaryota; Metazoa; Chordata; Actinopteri; Salmoniformes; Salmonidae. The transcript has 2 exons. The record is from RefSeq and is a predicted model, not a curated record. Bases 677 to 1288 code for a protein of 203 amino acids.
GUUACCCAGUGAGGAGAGGGGGACGUCUCAAUGCACUGUGCAAACAUCCUACUUGCUAUAUACCCAUCAAAAACAGGUGUUGUCAAUCACAAGACUGGCGGGAUUAUGGAAACGCACUCAUUAUUAUUUUCUCUGAAGAGCAGCUCUUGAGUAAAGAAAGAUGAUGAGAAUAUUUGGACAGGUCUUAUGUAAGAGAGGUUUUCGUAUCCUAGAAUUGUAUAGGCGUCAUGUAUCCGACUGCACAGUCACGUGGACACAACAAGCGUCCAUAUGUCAAGAAGAGCAACGCCUUCACCUGAAUGAGCCUCUCUCACAGAUGCCCUAACUACGUCGACCGGCCAUGGUUGUAAUAUUUACUAUUGAUUGGCACACUAUGAGGUGUUCAAUCUGAAAAUCAACUCUUCGGCAUAUACACGUAGUUCUAACCUGACCAUCCGUAUGCGAAUGGGAUUCUGUAUGAAAAUGCGUGUUGGAGAUGUAGGCUAUUUCUAAAGGAACCUUCAACUAUUCUGAACAUCAGCACAGAAGGAGCUUUUACACUGUGAACAAUCAACCAGCACAGCCAUGGCCUCCCUCGGUGGUCUGUUGCCAAGGGGAACAGUCCUUGCUGAACGAUAGAAAUAUAGAGUUAAGGAAAGACGGAGAGACAGAGCAGCCUUGAGGUACAGAAGAAGAGAUGGUCGUCACUGACAGGAGUUCGAGCACUCCUGUGCCCAAGAAGCAGGAACCGAAGAAGAAGAGGAAGUCCCGCCCCCAUGGCCUGCCCUCCCCAGCAUUGUGCUGCGCAUGCGGCCUGUGCAUCAUGCUGGCAGGCAUCAACAUCACCCUGGUGGGGGCAUUCGCCUUCAGCACCUUGGUGCCCUCUGCCAACCCUCCCAUCAUCAUAGGGCCCAUCCUGCUCCUGGUGGCCUUCUCUUUCUUCGGAGCGUGCUGUGUCUGCAGCCGCCUGCCCCCCGCCCAGGGCUCCCGGAGAUCGAAGGUGGGCGGGAGGAGCAUGGGAAUGAUGGGGCGGGGAGGUUUAGCUGGGGGAGCGACGUUUGAGAUCGAGACAAGUGAGCACACUUUGCAGGACACCACGGCAGUACAGCUCAGCCCCUCGGCUUCACCGGGGUCAUCACGGGCGUCCAGCCCCGAGCGGGAUGCUCCUGACCCCGCCCCCCCAGGGACCUGCAAGCUCUUCACCAUGGAGACCAAUGGCCCCACCUCCGCCACAGCCUACUACUCUGCCGCCUCGGCCGGGGGAGGGGCUGUGAGGCUCAACCUGCCACGUGAUGAUAUGGCCACCUAGCACAGCCCUGACUUACGCACUGAAGCAAGAGCUUCAUGCCCCAGGGGACUGAUGCAAAACUAUGUAAAUAUGAACUAGGAUUGAUGAUAUACAGACAAUGUUUCAGUGUGUCUAGCCAUUUUGUGUAGUGCCAUUUUUCAUGUUUAUGACAAGCUAUCAGAGUUUUAUUGCAUUUGUUUUUGUUUUUUUCCAACAGCCAAACAGUAAUUAGCAUGCAAUUCAACGUUGAAGGAACGUGGGUGACGGUUUUGUUUGAAUUGAUGUUCCUACCUCCUCAGAACUGUUCUCUUUAGAAUCCUCUCUUAACAUGCAUGGGGCAUUAUUAUAAGCAGUUUCUAACCAGAAAGCAAAAUGAGGGAAUUGAAGCGUUUUCUCUGUGGCAUUUCUGAGGGGUAAAACAAAGUGAUGUGUCCCAUUUCUUUGACCGUCUGGACCUCAGUGAUGGACAUUUCAGCCGAUUACUCUGACGCAACUUUGUUGUUGUUGCCAGAACUGAAAGGUUUGACACGAAAUGGCAAUGAGUUUAAUGCUAUCAUUUAAAUACUUAGUGAUGUUUGACAUUACAGUAUGUGCUGCUUUGGUCUUAAAUUAGAUUCAAAGAUGGGGUCGCAAGAUUCCUUUGCAAUAUAAUCUCAACUGAAAGGAUCAGCAACAGAGGACUAAUAUGAAUUUUUCCUCAAUUGUUUCUACAGACAAAACAUUAUGGAUGAUAUGCAGUGUACAUCAGUGGUUGGCAACAAGUGGCCUGCGGGCCAAAACUGGGUCGCAAGUGAUUCGUUUUUUGGAAUCAGAAUUUUUACUACAAACAUAGAAAUGCGCCAUUUUCACAUACAGUGGCAAGAAAAUCCUUUGGAAUUACCUGGAUUUAUGCAUAAAUUGGUCAUAAAAGCCACAACAAUAAACAAACAGUCUGCUUAAACUCAUAAACAAUUAUACGUACUCAUGUCUUUAUUGAAUACACCGUGUAUUUUUUUUUUAAUACCUUUUAUUUAACUAGGCAAGCCAGUUAAGAACAAAUUCUUAUUUUCAAUGACAGCCUAGGAACAGUGGGUUUAACUGCCUGUUCAGGGGCAGAACAACAGAUUUGUACCUUGUCAGCUCAGGGGUUUGAACUUGCAACCUUCCGGUUACUAGUCCAACACUCUAACCACUAGGCUAAGCUAACCACUUUACGAAACUGUUUCAGUUCAGCAAUAUUCUUGGGAUGUCUGGUGUGAACUGCUCGAUGUCAUGCCACACCAUUUUAAAUCAGUUUGAGGUCAGGACUCUGACUGGGCCACUUAAGGUAUAUUUUCUUCUGUUGAAGCCAUUCUGUUGUUGAUUUACUUCUGUCUUUUGGGUUGUUGUCCUGUUGCAUCACCCAACUUCGCUUGAGCUUCAAUUGGGGGACAGAUAGCCUUACAUUCUCCUGCAAAAUGUAUUGAUAAACUUGGGAGUUCAUUUUUCCGUCGACGAUAGCAAGCUGUCCAGGCCCUGAGGCAGCAAAGCAGCCCCAAACCAUGAUGCUCCCUCCACCAUACUUUACAGUUGGGAUGAGGUUUUGUUGUUGGUGUGUUGUGCCUUUUUUUCUCCACAGUUGUGUGUUCCUUCUAAACAACUCAACUGUUUCAUCUGUCCACAGAAUAUUUUGCCAGAAGCGCUGUGGAACAUCCAGGUGUUCUUUUGCGAACUUCAGACACGCAGCAAUUAUUAUUAUUAUUUUUUAAUUCCGUGGUGUCCUCCCAUGAAUAACGUUCUUGUUUAGUGUUUUACGUUUCAUAGACUCCUCAACAGAGAUGGCAUGUUCCAGAGAAUUCUGUAAGUCUUUAGCUGACACUAGGAUUCUUCUUAAGCUCAUUGAGCAUUCUGCACUGUGCUUUUGCAGUCAUCUUUGCAGCCACUCCUAGGGAGACUAGCAAGAGUGCAGAAAUUUGUCUUACCGUGGACUGAUUUUAGAAAAUGUUGUAACCCUUUCCAGCUUUUUGCAAGUCAACAAUUCUUAAUCUUAGGUCUUCUGAGAUCUCUUUUGUUUGAGGCAUGAUUCACGUCAGGCAAUGCUUCUUGUGAGUAGAAAACUCACAAAAUGUGAGUUUUUUUUUAUAGGGCAGGGCAGCUCUAACCAACAUCUCCAAUCUUGUCUCAUAGGUUAGCUGACUCCUGACUCCAAUUAGCUUUUGGAAAUGUCAUUUGCCGAGGGGUUCACAUACUGUUCCCAACCUACACUGUGAAUGUUUGAAUUAUGUAUUCAAUAUAUUUUGUGUGUUAUUAGUUUAAUCACUCUGCGUUUGUCCAUUGUCUAUGAAGAUCAGAUCAAAUGUUAUGACUAAUUUAUGCUGAAAUCCAGGUAAUUCCAAAAGGUUCACUUACUUUUUCUUGCCACUAUGGUGAUGUUGGGGGUAGUGCUGGACAUGAUUUAAUAUGUUCCGUUAGGUAUAGCCCUAUGUCUAACAUGGACAUCACACCAAGAUCCAAACUGCUUUAAUAUUGAUUCAGAAGAUUGAACAUGCUUUGAUUUUCUAUACAGAAUAAACUACUUCUUUCUUGAACUGCAUUGUUGGUUAAGGGCUUGUAAGUAGCAUUUCACGGUAAGGUUUUAUUUGGCGCAUGUGACAAAAAGUUUGAUUUGAACUAGAGUUUACCAUGUCCCAGCCAAGUAUUUUGUCAUAGCCUAAUAUUUGUAUUUCAUGUGAGGAAAGUCAACUCCCCCUACAGGGAGUGGGCUUGUUGUAAAUGUGUGUAGUGUCAAGAUGUAUGUAAACUAUCAAUGUUGGCCAUGUAUUUCAAAAUGUAUUCUGGUUUGAUAACAUCUUUAACAAUGUAUAUUUUUUGAAAAUUAAAUUGACUUAAUUUGAUAACAAUACAUGUGA